Molecule: messenger RNA, 1275 nt
Organism: Symbiodinium sp. CCMP2456
Lineage: Eukaryota; Dinophyceae; Suessiales; Symbiodiniaceae
Source: the annotation of a GenBank genome assembly
AUGCCGGACACACUGCCGCCCGAGGCGGAGCUCUUCCGGGACUUCCUGCGCAUUCGGAGCGUCAGUGGCGAGGGCCCGCAAGGCUCCUACGCGGAGGCCGUCGCAUGGCUUGCUGCCCAGUGUCGGCGCAUGGGCCUCGCGACGAAGCAGGUGGAGCCCGUGAAGGGAAAGCCGAUUCUACUGGCCACUUGGGCCGGUAGCGACGACAGCUUACCUUGCCUGCUGCUCAACUCGCACUAUGAUGUCGUACCUGCCAUGACCGAAAGCUGGUCCGUGGACCCUUGGGCCGCGGAGGUUGUUGACGGUCGCAUCUAUGGGCGUGGUACGCAAGACAUGAAGUCCGUCUGUGUCCAGUACCUUUUCGCGAUCGAACGAUUGCGAAAGAGAGGAUUUGUCCCUCUCCGGACCAUUCAUGUGAGCUUCGUGCCGGAUGAAGAGAUUGGUGGCGUGGAGGGUAUGGGAGAGCUCUUGAAGACCCCCGAAUUCAAUGCUCUGGGCGAAAUUGGGCUGGCACUGGACGAGGGCCUCUCCAACCCUGGAGACGCCUUCACAGUGUUCUACGGUGAGAGAACUCCUUGGUGGUUGCUGGUGCGAGCGACCGGACCGACAGGACAUGGCAGCCGGUUUAUCAAGAACACGGCGCCACAGAAGCUCCUCCGCUUCGCGGAGCGCGCGCUCGCCUUUCGCAAGGCCCAGGAGGAUUCUUUGGGUCACGGGAGCAACGGCUGCAAGCACGGAACAGCCAAGAAAUUGGGUGAUGUCACAACCGUGAACUUGACGAUGCUCCGAUGUGGUGUAAGCAAUGACAAUGGGAAGACUUUCUGCCUCAACGUGAUCCCCACGGAGGCGGAGGCUGGUUUCGACGUUCGCAUCACGCCCGACCUGAAGCCCAAGGACUUCAAGAACUUACUGGACCAGUGGUGCAAGGAGGACGAAGGUAUCACUUGGCAGAUAGCACCGUGGACACGGGCUCUUCAAGAGCACCACACAACUGCUACAGACGAGUCGAAUCCCUGGUGGGUGGCUUUUCGCGACGCCAUGUCGUCGAUGUCCUUCGAUAUUGAGCCUGAGGUCUUUCCGGCUGCCACCGACUCGCGUUUUCUGCGUGAGUUGGGAAUCCCGGCCUUGGGCUUCUCACCGAUGAGGCGCUGCCCCAUCUUGCUGCAUGAGCAUAACGAGUACCUUCCGGUGGACGUCUUCAUGUCAGGCAUCGACGUCUAUGUCGGCCUCAUUGAUGCGCUGGCAUCUAAGCAGAAGCUUCAAGGCGAGGAUGAG